This is a messenger RNA of Heterobasidion irregulare TC 32-1, 1148 nucleotides long. Its product is annotated as polysaccharide lyase family 14 protein. The transcript is spliced from 6 exons. Bases 63 to 1148 code for a protein of 361 amino acids. The record is from RefSeq and is a predicted model, not a curated record. NCBI's taxonomy places the organism in Eukaryota, Fungi, Basidiomycota, Agaricomycetes, Russulales, Bondarzewiaceae.
GCGCAGGCCGCCGCUCUCUCCAGCCCAAGCAGCCCUCCACCUCCCCCCCGAUACCCACCACCAUGAUCUCGCUGCUCGCAAGCUGCUCUCUCCUUUGCCUCCUCCCCGCCCGGCAAGCGUACGCCCAGGUCGUGCCAGCCACCUCCGCCGCGUCCCAGUACUCCCUCGCAACCUCCACCUCCAUCCCCUUCCCGACCGCCACCCUCGCCAACACCGACACCCAGUCCUUCCUCGUCGCCAACUGGGGCCUCAGCAAGGGCAAGAUCCAGAACGGCGCCGCAGACCUCGCCUUCGUCGCCGACCCCUUCCCGAACAACCCCGUGCCGACCGCCAGCACGGGCACGAACGCCUCUGCGCCCGUGCUGCGCGUCACGUACCCCAAGGGCAGCUUCAAGGACGACAACUCGGGCGGCGCCCAGAUGUACGCGCUGUGGAACGCGUCCUCGUCCGCCGCGGGGUCGACGGGCGCCGCCUUCCGCUCGAUGAUGCUCUCGUACGAGGUCGCCUUCGACGCCGGCUUCGACUGGGUCAAGGGCGGCAAGCUCCCCGGCAUCAGGGGCGGGCCAGAUCCGAACGGCUGCUCCGGCGGCCACCAGCCCAACGGCUCCGACUGCUUCAGCACGCGUCUCAUGUGGCGCAAGGACGGCGCGGGCGAAGUGUACGCCUACAUCCUGCGGCCGAACAGCAUCUGCUCCAGCGCGAACCUCACGUGCAACGACGACUUUGGGGUCAGCAUCAGCCGCGGCUCGUUCUCCUUCGCGAGCGGACAGUGGAACCGCGUCACGCUCCUCGUCAGGCUGAACAGCCCCGUCAACGUCGCCAACGGCCAGGUCACCGUCUACUACAACGACAUCGAGGUCCUGUCGCAGGAUAACCUCCAGAUACGCAGCAGCGACGUCGUCACCGCCGGCGGCCUGUAUUUCUCGACCUUCUUCGGCGGCUCCGACGCGUCGUGGGCCGCCACGAACGACACACACACCUACUUCCGCAACAUGCAGCUCUGGGGGAGCUCCGCGCCGUCCGAUCUCGCGGGCGCGACCGUGAGCGGCGCGCGCGCCGCCCGCGCGGGGGCCGCUGUGCAUUGGGCCCUCUGCGUCGCGGCCGGCGGGGCCCUGCUCGUGGCGGGCGCGGGCGCGGGGGUGUUGUGA